CGCGCAUGCGCUGGCUGGCUGGGCGAGCGCGCAUGCGCGUGCUGGACAUGUUUACACUCCGGGUUUAACGGCCGCCGCGAGCCCGGCGUUUGUUUUUAUUUUUUAAACCGGCCCCGAGGUGUGUUAUUUCCCCCUCUCUCCCGCCAGUGGUUGAUGGUUGAGGAGCGCGGCGAUGAACGGCACCGCGCAGCCGGCGCUGGGCAAGGAGGAGCAUGUGCUGAAACUGGGCGAGAGCUUCGAGAAACGGCCCAAGAGCUCGUUCCACACCAUCCGCUAUGAUUUUAAACCAGCAUCAAUCGAUACAUCUUGUGAGGGUGAGCUACAAGUUGGAAAAGGUGACCAAGUCACCAUAACGUUGCCACACAUUCCAGGCUCCACCCCACCAAUGACUGUGUUCAAAGGGAACAAAAGGCCAUAUCAGAAGGACUGUGUACUUAUCAUUAACCAUGACACUGGAGAGUUUGUGCUUGAGAAGCUCAGUAGCAGUAUACAGGUGAAGAAAACUAGAGCUGAAGGAAGCAGUAAAAUCCAAGCUCAAUUGGAAUCACAGGCAGUGAGACGAUCUCAGCCUACUUCGCAAUAUAGAGCCCCAAAUAAGCCGUGCACUGGGCCGAAAACAUCUCCCUCGAAGGACAACCCAUCACCUGAACCACAGCUGGAUGACAUUAAAAGAGAACUGAGAGCUGAAGUUGAUAUUAUUGAACAGAUGAGUAGCAGCAGUAGUUCUUCAGAAUCUGGAAGUUCAUCUGGCAGUGAUGACAGCUCCAGUAGUGAUGUGGAAAAUGAAGCUUGUCCAUCUACACUGCCACAGCUGCAAACACAGCAGCAAUCCCAUUCCCAACCCCAUCAGCAACAGCAGCCACAGAAUUACAGUAACAGAAGUGCAGCUACAAAUGGCACCAGCAGAUCUGGAAGCACCCAGCUCAUGACCACACUGAGAAGUGAUUUACAAUUGAGUGAAUCUGGGAGUGACAGUGAUGAUUAAAGUCCGAGGAAAAUGGGCCAUCUACCUCCACAAUCAUCCAAAAGGAAAAGUGUGCUGUUACAUUGGUUAGAUUAGAGAUUUUGUGUGAAACAAAACAUUUCUUGUGUGUGUCCUUACUGAAGAUUUAGUAUCAAAUAUGGGGUGAUUAAUGCUGUACGAUUUAGAAAUAUAUUUAAUUACUUUUUAAAAGUUAAAUUAGAAACAUUAAUUUCACUUGUAUAUUUUGUCAGGUAUUCUAAUUCAUUUUCUUAAGGCUUGAUGAUCUUUUAAGUAAACAUGCAUUUUCAAAACUACCAAACAGGAAUGACGUUGAUGCUGAAUCAUGCAUAUGGGCAAUGUUUAUCUUGCAUUUUAAAGUGUAAUUAUACAAUACGUUUGUAUAAACAGAACAUAUGUCACACAGUGUAGAAAUCCUUUGGCAGGGCCAAUGCCCACAAAUACCAAUAUUAUGUGAGGUAAUAGGUAUUGAGCUGUGUGGUUUAUUGGGAUUAAUUGUGGGAAACAGUUGUGGUUACAAACCUGAAUUUAAGAACCACAGAUGUGCAACUCUAGAAAUUAACAGCAACAAUGUUUCUGAAAUCUUAGAGUAUUUUGGGUGAGACAAGUUACGAGACUAGGCUUAAUUUCCUAAAACAAGACAUUUCAAUGUAAAAAAAAACGAUAUACUUGUAGUACUUCUUGAGUGGUAUAAGAACACCAUUAUUUAUGGAGGAACUUGUUUGAAACUGGAUAUUCUGACUGUUCUCCUUUCGUUUUAGAAUUUCUACACAAAACCGACAUUUGUUACUAUUUAAUGUUUCAGUUGAAAAACAUUUUAUUUUGAUUUUUUUUUAAUUCUUUAAUUUAAUUCAUGAUGCUCUUCAAUCUUGUAUCUAUGAAAUAGAAAAAAAACAUUGCUGCUCCGUGGCUAUUCUGUCAUCAUCUGAUUCACAAAUUUUAUAUAUCACUACUGGCCUGAGUGGGUUGAUGAUCUUCUCCCAGACCUCAAUUAUUAUCUCAACAGUUGGUGUAUCUUUCUGUUUUUGUAAGAUUGGUCAGUCUACUUUCAAGCAACACAGGUUAAAGACCUCAUCAUCUGUGGCUAAUGAUUUGUAUAUGCACGUGCCUGUGAAAGAUCAUUCAAAAAAUUCCAAUUGAAGCAGAAAUUUGGUAUCAAUUCACCAUAGUAUUGAUCUUCAUUGGUUUUCCAACUCUGACAAUUAAAUCCUAUGAAUGAAAAAAAGAUUUCUACUUCAAAAUGAAGCAUCCAACAAGAUUUUAGUAAAUUCAGAUAAUAUUUAACGUAUUCCAACAAAAUUGACGUGUAAGAAUGUAAAGAGAUACUGAAUGCUUCAGUUUGCCAAGCCAUGAGGCUAUGAAUUAAAUAUGAAAGAAAUGACAGUAGAUGCAUUGAGAAUUUGUUAUAUUCUGCUAAAUAAUGAAUUGAAAAAUAGUGAUUGAUUAGAAAUGCAUAAUUUCUCCAUGACAUUAUAUAGGUUGGAAGAAGAUGUCUUAGCUUAUCUUCAAUCACCUUUUUUCCUCUCUCCACAUGUAAUUAUUCCUUAAACCAAGCUCUGGUGGUCAUUUUAUGGCUGCUUUUGUUGUAUCCUAUUCCACUAAAGUUCUCUUACUCCUUUUUUCCACAUUUACAAUUUUCUUUUCCACGGAAAAUUGAUUGGGGGAUAUCUGAAAAUUGAAAAUCUGAGAGUAUGGAUGCCUCACUACACAAGGAUGGAGUUACUCUUCCAAUAAUUAGAGGACCAUAGAGGAGAUUAGCUGAUGAAUCUGAUUAGCUUGUAUAUUUUGUAGUACUUCUGAUUAAUGUAACCUUGCACCACUAAUGCCAUAGCCUAUUAGAAUUAAACAUUUAACCAGUUACACCUGAUUAUUUUUUUUUAUAACUGGCACACUGUAGGGAUAUUCUAAUUCAACCCUCACAUCCAUACUAAUUUUCUGCUUUUUUCAUAAGUGAUUUUAAUACAGCAGCUCGAUCCAGCAUGUGGAGUAAUGUAUUCUCACAAGAUGAACAUUCUUAAUCCAAAUUCGCAGGGGUAAAAAGGGUUCCAAAUCGAAAUGUCAUUGAGCCAUGUUCUCCAGAGAAGCUGCCUAACUUGCUGAGUUACUCCAGUACUUUGUGUCUAUUCUUAAUCCAGAGCUAUCUUGUUAUAUUGAGUUUGCUUUGUUUAUCAGAUUGAGAGUUAAUUGAAAAUAUUACAAUUGUAUUUUGUAGGUUUGUAAUUUUAAUUAAUUUAUAACACUGCAAUACUAAUAUAGGGUUACUCAAUCCUAUAAUGAACAGAACCUGUUUGGUGAGGUAAAGUCUGUUGUUCACAAAGUUUUUGUUUAUUCAUAGCAAAUUCAUGGUUUAAAUACAGAUUUGAGGAACAAUAUUAAACUUCAUUGUUUUAUGAAAUUACAUUGCCCAGACUGAAGCAAGGUCAAGUGAUCUAUUCCUUGGCCUCAAUUUGAAUGUAUAUACAAAUGCAAAAUAUACACAAUUGUCUA
Leucoraja erinaceus (little skate) is the source of this 3469-nucleotide messenger RNA. RefSeq names its product ELL associated factor 1 (gene eaf1). Gene Ontology annotation, biological process: positive regulation of DNA-templated transcription; regulation of transcription elongation by RNA polymerase II. The transcript is spliced from 6 exons. Gene Ontology annotation, molecular function: transcription elongation factor activity. The record is from RefSeq and is a predicted model, not a curated record. Gene Ontology annotation, cellular component: super elongation complex. NCBI's taxonomy places the organism in Eukaryota, Metazoa, Chordata, Chondrichthyes, Rajiformes, Rajidae. The coding region runs from base 173 to 985 and encodes 270 amino acids.